CCUGUUCACACUGAAAUGGAUCGGUCUCGGACAAACCCCCAACAAGGAGGAGCUCCCCAGUAUUCACUACCUGUUGGGACCCCCAGACAGGGUGCUGUUCCCGUUUUGGAGAGGGGCAUUAUUAGUGGAGAUAACGUUCAAUUUGGGAGACUGCGGCGCCGCACACGUUUAUCCCAGUCAGAAAGUCAGAGCUCUGGGGCUGAAGAGGAGUGGCUCAGCUCCUCCCUGGAGGCCGGCGGCUCCUACGGCAGAAGCCCCGUCCUCCAGGGAAUGCAGGCAGAGCAGGUCUGGUACAACCGCAGCACCUAUGAGCAAGCAGAGGGCAGCUACCAACGCCGGCUCGCCUCCGGUGGCAACGGGCCACUGUCCUCGUCUCCCAGGAGCCCGAACGCUAGAGGCCACUUGACCUUCCACUCCAAGCGAACCCACGGUCAAGAGCAGAACCCGUCUCACACUGUGACCACCGUGAAGUCCUCCGGUACCCCCCAUCGGCAGAUCAGCAGGGGUCGCUACCGCACGUCCUCUGAGAACGAACAGAGAGGCAAAGGCAGCAGAGGGCCGACCCCAAGGAAGAGAGGACUGUCUGAGACGGAAAGCAGGCCCAGAUGGGACAAUACCAACAUGAGCGGACUGCAGUGCCUUGCCACGGAGAACAUCUGGUUCGACAAACAGCGCUACGAUGAAGCAGAGAGGCGUUUCUACGAGGGAGCCAAUGGUCCUGCCGUUCAGCAGCAACAGGACAGAGAAGCUAAUGCCAUCCUGCAGGACAUUGCUAAGUCUCGACAGAAUAUCCAGAAGUCCCUAGACAGAGUGAAAACAGCCCUGCAGCAGGCCAAAGGGAAACAGAAGCGCCAGCACAGAAACUCAUCCUCACAUGGAGGAGGAGACCAGGAGUUGAUUACACGCAUGAAGAGCUUGGAACUGGAGAACCAGACUCUGCACAAAGUGGUGGAGAACAUGCGGGCAGCCCUGGAGAAGCUGGAGUCCAGAGUGGCAAUGCUCGAAAAGACCCCCGCGUCAGCAGCUGUCCCAUGUGCCAAGGCUGCUCCAGUUCAGCAGGCAAAGGUGACGAAUGGCGGUGGCGAUAAGGCAGAUGAUGACGACUUUGACCUGUUUGGUAGUGAUGAAGAAGAUGAGGAGGCAGAACGCAUCAAGCAGGAACGUGUGGAAAUGUAUGCAGCCAAGAAGGCCAAGAAACCUGCCCUUAUCGCCAAAUCAUCCAUCCUGUUGGAUGUUAAGCCGUGGGACGAUGAGACAGACAUGGUACAGCUGGAGCAGUGUGUGCGCUCGGUGCAGAUGGACGGGCUCCUGUGGGGCGCCUCCAAACUGGUCCCAGUCGGUUACGGCAUCAAGAAGCUGCAGAUCAACUGUGUGGUCGAGGACGACAAAGUGGGUACAGACAUUCUGGAGGAAGAGAUCACCAAAUUUGAGGACUACGUCCAGAGUGUAGAUGUCGCUGCCUUCAACAAGAUCUAAGCGCUACCUCCUCACCUGCACCAAAGUGUUGCUGCUGCUCUCGGCUUUGCAAGAUUAAUAAAUUGCUAAGUAUUGAGCACAAA
This is a messenger RNA of Sphaeramia orbicularis (orbiculate cardinalfish), 1559 nucleotides long. It is a transcript of the gene eef1da, whose product is annotated as eukaryotic translation elongation factor 1 delta a (guanine nucleotide exchange protein). Gene Ontology annotation, molecular function: translation elongation factor activity; guanyl-nucleotide exchange factor activity. The record is from RefSeq and is a predicted model, not a curated record. Gene Ontology annotation, cellular component: eukaryotic translation elongation factor 1 complex; cytosol. The transcript has 9 exons. The coding region runs from base 16 to 1476 and encodes 486 amino acids. NCBI's taxonomy places the organism in Eukaryota, Metazoa, Chordata, Actinopteri, Kurtiformes, Apogonidae. Gene Ontology annotation, biological process: translational elongation.